Molecule: messenger RNA, 2534 nt
Organism: Loxodonta africana (African savanna elephant)
Lineage: Eukaryota; Metazoa; Chordata; Mammalia; Proboscidea; Elephantidae
Gene: PPP1R3C
Product: protein phosphatase 1 regulatory subunit 3C
Exons: 2
Coding region: 119-1072 (317 amino acids)
Biological process (GO): regulation of glycogen biosynthetic process
Cellular component (GO): protein phosphatase type 1 complex
Molecular function (GO): protein phosphatase 1 binding; glycogen binding
Source: RefSeq, a predicted model, not a curated record
UCUCCCCGCCCGCAAUCGGCCUGAGCGACCGCGGAGCUUGACGGCCAGAGCCCGGCUGAGAACUUGCGCAGGCAGCGGGCGUGGCGACUGUCACGGUCCACCGCGGCCUCUCUCCCUGAUGAGCUGCACCAGAAUGAUCCAGGUUUUAGAUCCACGGCCUUUGACAAGUUCAGUCAUGCCAGUGGAUGUGGCCAUGAGAUUCUGCUUGGCUCAUUCGCCACCUCUAAAGAGCUUCCUGGGCCCUUACGAUGACUUUCAACGAAGAAAUUUUGUGAACAAAUUGAAGCCUCUGAAAUCGUGCCUCAAUAUAAAACAGGAAGCCAAAUCACAGAACGACUGGAAGCACUCGCACAACCAAACCAAGAAGCGAGUUGUGUUUGCUGACUCCAAGGGCCUCUCUCUUACUGCCAUCCACAUCUUCUCUGACCUCCCAGAAGAACCAGCAUGGGAUCUCCAGUUUGAUCUCUUGGACCUUAACGAUAUCUCCUCCAGUUUAAAACUCCAUGAGGAGAAAAACUUGAUUUUGGAUUUCCCACAGCCUUCAUCUGACUACUUAAGUUUCCGGAACCACUUUCAGAAGAAUCUUGUCUGUCUGGAGAACUGCUCUUUGCAAGAGCGAACAGUGACUGGGACUGUAAAAGUAAAAAACAUAAGCUUUGAGAAGAAGGUUCAGGUCCGUAUCACUUAUGAUACUUGGAAAAGCUACACCGAUGUGGACUGUGCCUACAUGAAAAAUGUGUAUGGUGGCUCAGAUAGUGACACCUUCUCAUUUGCCAUUGACUUACCCCCAGUCAUUCCAACUGAAGAGAAGAUUGAGUUCUGCAUUUCUUACUAUGCCAGUGGGCAGGUCUUCUGGGACAACAACGAGGGUCAGAAUUAUAGAAUUGUCCACGUGCAAUGGAAACCUGAUGGGGUGCAGACACAGAUGGCAUCCAAGGACUGUGCAUUCCACCAGGAACCCUCCAAGACUGAGUUAGAGUCAACAAUCUUUGGCAGUCCGAGGCUGGCUAGUGGGCUUUUCCCAGAAUGGCAGAGCUGGGGAAGAAUGGAAAACUUGGCCUCUUAUCGAUGAAUUAACCUAGUGACUGGCCUUGACCUGUCAUAUUCCCCAAUGUAAUUCUAGGACUGUAUUGCUCAAUAUUAGGAAGUCUUCGCUAUUUUCCUUCAGUAGGUUUAGGUUUGAGCUUUUAAGAUCUGGCUACAAAAAAGAUAGCCACUUGAGAAUUUAGAUUUUGGGUCAAUAACAGUGGCACUGCCCAAUUUUGCUUUGGAGGAUUAAGUAACAGCUUGGGACCUAUUUUUUAUAAAAGUAUUGCUUUUUCAAUGACCUUCCUCCUUCCCUCUCAAUUCACUAGCUCUCAUGUUGAGCAAGGAAAGGCUGAGGAAGGACAAUUGAUGGUGAUGGAAAGCUGUGCUAAUGGUAUGGGGGACGUCUGAAAAGUACUGUGUACCCAAAGGGCUCUGCAGCUCAAGACAGAGUGGAAACGGGAGGUCUGAUAGUUAAUUUUGGAUGCGAAAAUAUAAGGUUAUUUUGUGUUUUUAAGUUGGUUUUACAGUUCUGGGAAAAUCAUUUGUAGAGGGGGAAAAAUCUAUGCAUUCUUGUGGAGAAAAAUAUAUACCUUAAGGUGUAGAAUGGUGUUGGAGAAAGGUAAAUUACAACGGGAGAAUCAAGAUCUCAAGUGAAGCCUUUCUGUUCAAAUGUGAUUUAUAAAAAAAUACAUGAUUUGGACAAAGUUUAAGCAAAUUUGACUUUGCAGUCCUCAUGGUAAAAAUGACUUUGUAAUCAAGGCGUCAUGCUUGGGUUCUUGGUAUAACCAAAACCCAUGCCAUCAUCAACAGCUAACAACUUGUAGGGACUCUGCGUCAUGUCAAAGAUAGCUCUUUACAAGUGCCUUGAUUAAACCAGAACACUAGUUGCUUAACCCAAAUAUCUGAAUGGGGAUCUCAUAACGUAUGAGUUUUUGGUCUUGUAAGAAGGUCCACUCUGUAGACUGGCAUUCCUCCUCCAAUGCUGUUGUGUCUUUGAGAGUGUCGUCAGGGUACCAACUUGCAUCCUUCAUAUUGAAGGUGACUCAUUUUUCUGCUAAACUUUUUCAGUGUGAAGUUUGAAGUGAGGGCUGACACUAGGAUUCUCUAUGCAAGAAUCUAGUGCCUUACACAUAGACAUGGCAACUUAUUUCUCGCCUGUUUUGCCUUGCUUGUUUUUAGUCUUUCUACUUAAUUUUCUUGAAGACAAUUUUUUUUUUUUUAAGAGUUGUGUGUUGUUUUGGAUAUGUUGUAAUAUACUUGUUUUGGAGUGUGUAUAAAUCCAUUCUGUAAUAUCCACCUGCCCUUAAGGACUGGAGUCCCUAAAUGUUUGUUUCUAUCAUUGUGCACGUCAGUUGAGAGGUGUUUGGAGAAUGCAGUUAAUUUUAACACGUGUGAUCUGCCAUCCCAGAAAAAUACUGUUGGAAUAACCCUGCUAUGAUAGUAUUUGAAGUUUGGUUAGCACCCACGGUUUUUCUAUUGUAAAUAUUUCACUCUCCCAUAGCUAU